Molecule: messenger RNA, 6813 nt
Organism: Camponotus floridanus (Florida carpenter ant)
Lineage: Eukaryota; Metazoa; Arthropoda; Insecta; Hymenoptera; Formicidae
Product: vicilin-like seed storage protein At2g18540
Exons: 11
Coding region: 640-1908 (422 amino acids)
Source: RefSeq, a predicted model, not a curated record
ACACGGUGUAUCGUUGAAGGAGAAGGAAACAAGAUAAAAAUUUCUCACGAUAAGGGGAACUUUUGCGAUAAACCCAGUUUCAUCAGACGAGAGUGGAUAGAUCGCGUGCCACGCUUAUGUCAAAUGUCGCGUGAUUGUUCAGUGAUGUUGAUAUUAAUUGAUAAAACUAACUAGCAUAUAUAUAAUGUUGGAGUGCUCAUACCCACGUGUACAUCAUACAUUUUUACGCGAUAAUCCAUGUUGGACGAGCUCGGGAAUAAAAGGAGAAGAAUCUAGAAUGAAGACGCCGUUGAUUGUGCACGAGAUUGAUGCAUAUUGCACUCGCAAAACAACAUGACAACUGUUAUCGUCGAGAUAAAUACACACAGAUACGUAUGCAAUCUAAAUAUUGGACCCACAUCAAGAUAAAACAAGUGCAACUUUAGCAUGAAUACAUUGUGCAUUCUCAUGGAAAUUAUUCAGACAGUCUAAGGUCUCAAAGCAUGUCUACGUUCAAUAGUCUCAUCAAAAUUGUUUAGAAUGCCAAAAGAAAAUCUGCGUGACAAGUUGUUCAAAUGAUUAGACAAGACAAGAAGCAAUCACGAUAUAACUCUAGGAGGACACGACUAUACCAACGAAACGACUACAUUCAACAGAAGGAUGCCAGCAGCCGGUGCGGCCGUGCCGGCCGUCGUCGAGGGAGCCGGUCAACUGGAGGACCUGGACGAGCCACCGGAGCCACGUGCUCGCGGUGGUGGCGGACGGACCGGCCUGAUGAAACCCCUGGUGGUGUUGGCCCUACCCGGGAUGUACCUCUUCUACAAGUACAGCCAGUACAGGCGGGAGCAACGCGAGCUCUCCCGCAGAAGAGUCACCGAAAGGGAGCUGCAACAUCUUCAUCAUAAAAUCGACAAGUUACUGACGAAACUGGAGGAGAACGAACCGGAAUUGGCAUCUUCGCAGGAGGAUGAGUGCGUCAUAUGCGUGAACGCGAGGGCGACGAUGCAAACAGCGCCGUGUGGGCAUCGAGUGGUGUGCAGACGCUGCUUCGUCAAGACGAUACAAAUGGCGGUGUCUCAGAGGCUCUUGCCGCUGAGAUGCGUUAUAUGCAGAGCGAAGAUCCUACGGCUGAAGCAGACUCUCAUUCCGCGUGACUAUUCGAUGUCGGGCAAAUCCUGGGUACUGCCUCAAAGCGCAUCAGAGUACAACAUGGGCACGGGUGUAACCGCCGGCGUAUCCGGUCCCGGUGGCAGAUGGGGAACCGGAAGCGUACCAGCCUCCGCCUCUCUAUACUCGAUGGCCAGCGGUUCGUCCUCCAUUUCUGGAGUGUCUUCCGUCUCUUCGGCAACUUCCUCGUCCGCGCAUAGCACCGGAAGUUCCGCUCUCGGCAAACCUACGAGGGUACGGCAGCCCACAGGCGCCAGUCUCAGACGUUCCCAGACGCAGUCGAUGAAAAUGCGAAUUCAGGAAUACCAGGAUCCGGUUCAACAAAUCACCGAGGAGGAGGAGAUCCGGGAGCGUCGAUUGCCGCCAAUCAAGGAGUUCCAGAGGGACUAUCGCGCUGGCAAGGCCUCUACUAGAAUCAGAUGUGCUCAAAAGAUCGUGACGCAGCUGGAAACGUCACCGAGCCCGAGGGUCACAACGUCGACGUCGUCGGCAUCGUCGUGCGGCCGCGCCGCAUCGAAGCGGCCGGCGUCGACGUCGAAAAUGUCGGUGGUCCAGGAGGUUCAGAAAUCGAAGAAGGAGAAGGAACGGGAGAAGGAGCGGGAGAAGGCGGAGAAGGCGCGACAAAAGGAGGAGGAGAAGGCGGAAAAGACCAGGCAGAAGGAGGCGAAGAAGCUGGCGAAAGAGGAGAAGAAGAGGGCGAAGAAGGAAGCCAAGGCACGGCGGAAGGAAGCCGAAGAGGCCCUCCUGAGGGACGAGAAGUAGGGUUCUCCGGUGGUAAUCGCGCAGAGAUCUCGAGAUGAGAGAUCGAUCGUUGCGACGUACGGGCAUACCUGAAGAGUCUUCGACGAAUAACGGUGAUUUCCGGGUAUUCCGUAGCCGCAUAGGAUCGAUAGCGUGCGCGGGAUGGGUCGCGGAUGUUCGUGAUGUAAUUGCAAAUGUUAAGUGGCGCUCCUCGUAAAGGACGUCGUCUCUUGAAAAUUCCAGCAGCCAGCUAUCAACUAAUGAAUAUGGCCUAGCGCGAAAGCGGUUCUCCGAGAAGCGAGCACUCGGCACGAUUAUAGAGAUCGUGUCGGUGUUAAUAAAUCCGAGGUAGGUCAUCCGGUAUAUUCAUUCGGCUUGCUCGGCUUGCUUAAAUGGGGAUCCCGACAACUGCCGGCGAGGAAUUGUCUCGAACAAUCCGCAACUCGUCCCAAGCUACUCGUCAUCUCGUAGGCUCGCAAGAAGGCGGCGAGAAGAAGUAUACCUAAACAAAAAUCUAGAAGCGGCCAAACUUAGUAACCCGUCAUAUCGAGUUAUCGCGGACUAAUAUUAUUAUCGAUAGGAAAAACUCGAGCAUAGCGCCAUAAUUUAGAAAAUCCAAGCGAAUUAUUUUCAAUCUUAUUACUCCUGUCGGUUCUUUCGAAUUAUUCCGAAUCGUACUUCAUCUUUUGAAACUUGCUUGAAUCACAUUCUGCCAAAAUCUGCCAUGAGAUUUUUCACUCAGUUUUCGACAGUCGACAAAAUCUUAGAGUUAAUACAGACGUCGCGCAGACGCGAUCUCUACGAUUAUAAAAAUCACCGUAUAUAAAGUUCAUUCAAGUUUCCAGUUGAUUCGCUUGCGCGACGAGCAUCUUCGUCGCGACGUUUAAUCGCCUACCGCCAAUUCGAGAGAUAAUCGAUAAUCCCGUUCCUCCAGUCAAUUUAGACCAGUCAUCGACUACGAAAUUAGGAAAAGGAAGAAAAAACACUCUCGAUUUUUUUCAUUUGCACCAUGCUCCGACAUUUCAUCUUAACGGUUUAGAGAAAUCGCGCGGAGGGCAAAGUGCUUGCAAAAUAUAAAUCAAAUUUUUCUUCAACGGCGACUCUAUAAGAAAGAUUUACGUACAAAAUGAUAUGCUUUUGAAAUAACACAUAAAAAAAUGCAGUAAUUGACUUUUGGAGUUUUCAAAGAAAAUGCAACGUGAAAAUUUCUAGCCUUCUUUCCCCGAAAUUUUGCCACUGGAUCAAAAGAGAAGGAAGUCGCAAGCAUUUCUCUUCGCUUCCCACUUUGCACUUCACAAUCAAAUACUCCCCCGUCAUCUAUCGUAUAUUGUAAAUACACCUGCAGAAUUUCACAAGCGAAGAGACGCGAACAACUUUCGUGCCGCGAGCAAAGUCGUACAAGUUGCGUACGAGGGUAGCCUAAUAAGAUCGAUUUGUUAAAAUGUACGAGAGGGUAUAUACCUAAAAUAACGAGAUAGUCUUAUAUAGUACAAUAUACACACAUUUAUAAAUAUAUAUAUAUAUAUAAAAUAUAUAUAAUUAUUUAAAAAUAGAUACACAGAGAGCAGAAAAAAUUUUUGAAACGCAGCGCGUGUCUCGUUACUGUUCGUGAAUUCGUAGGCUCAUAGAAACUCUUGUUAUCGAUCACCCUCGGUUCGGCCCUUUUUCCUCGCUCGACAAUUCAUGAGCGAUUAUUACCUAAACGAAUUAAGCAAUUAAUUAUGAAAUUGCUAUGCUCUACGACGUUCAAUAGAUUCCUCAGAAUUUUAAGAAUGCAAGUUACAUAACAAUUACGCGCUGAUAGCUUUAACGACAAAAACCCCUGUGUCAUCGACACAUAUACAGAUAAAUAUACACACGCGCACACACACACAUACACCCACAUCCACGCCUACACCCACCCACACACACGCAUACAUAUAUAUAUAUAUAUAUAUAUAUAUAUAUAUAUAUAUAUAUACACGUGAUACGCAAAAGUUUUCGACCUUAAAUUUUACCCCUAAUCUUGAUUGUCUAUUGCCUUGCGAGUCUCCUGUAAGCAGCCAAAAAUCAAAAGCAAUUUUUUUAUAAGUCUACACGUCAAGAUUAACUUUGCGCAAGUCUCGAUAUCAAAAAGAUCAGCGAAUAGGAAAGUAGUUCGAAGCGAAAAUCUAUCAGUUAGAGAUGACGGCGACAACUUUGCCGACAGGAAAUUCAAUGUUAUUUUCAGCGAUGCAUUUAAUAGCGAUGACGGUUUGAUAAUAAUGACAAUACUUCUUUUGUAACCGGAAGAAAGCGCAAGCGAGCGUGAAAUCUUUCGGCAGCCAUAAGCUGUCAUGUUAUGAUAUAGCAAGACGGGUGAGAAAGUCUCAAAUACCAUUUCUUGUCCUUUCGUUCAUUCGCUCUGUGGGAUCGAGCUCGAUGCACAAUUUUAAUACAAACGAAAGAUAAUCAAAUAUCGGACGGUGUUUUAAGAAGCUACGAUAGAAAAAUAUACGGUAGAAAUCUCGUAGAAUCUCCGCGAGCCAUACCUCUGUACAAGUUUCAGUUCCUAAAAUUGUGAUAUUAAGUAUAAUUAAAAUUAUGCAACAGUAGAGGACAAAGUCAUGUUUAUUUAAGAAUUCCCGCAAUAUCUUCUGUCACAUACGAGAGGCAAAGUUAAAAAUUUAAUGUAUCUCAUUCUUUCAAAAAUUCGUGGUAUGGUUCGACAAUUUAGAAAUCAAGUAGAGACAAUGAAAGUAGGAAUCAGCGUUGUCGUGAAAAAUAUAAACGAAUGCGGAAGCAUUCGAAAAGAAUUGGACUCUAUGUGUAUAUUAAAAAACGAUCGUACACAUAUCAGUAGUAAUUAGUGAAUUUUAAUUGGCUUUCUCGUUUAAACCUCAUUGCUUACUAAGACGACCCAAUUUCCGACUUUCUAUACCAGCGAGUAUCGGAAUAAUAAAGUGAUUAAAUACAAUCACAAUGAGGUUAAUUCGACAAUGCCACUAAUUAGCGUGUAACGUUAAACCGUCAAUUAUUAUACUCGAUCCCAACUGUGACGAGCCCCACAUGUACGGCAUACUUAAUCAAAAAGAAGCGUAUGAUCGAUGUGGACCCUCGAUUAAAAGCAUCUUGAAGAUACACACAAGAGAAGGUAUAUUCGAAGAUAUGCAUAAAAACAUUGUAAAGACGUAUGAAUAAAUUUGAUUUAAAUUCUCAAGAUUGUGGACAAAUUUUCGAGGAUUUGGAACACAAAAAUAGAAAAAUUUUUAGAAACUGGAAUCGAGGACGAUCAUCGUCAUAUCGAGCAUCAUUCUAGGAUCUAGAAAAUUUUCCUUGCGGGCUCAUAUACGAGUGCGAGACUUUCUCGGAUCCCGGCGGAAACGGAGGGAGCGCGGCGAAAAAAGCGCGAGGCCAUCCUCUGCCACCUGUCAAGUCAAUUUUAUCGAGCACAUCGUGCAACGUUACGACGUUGGGCUCGCGAUACUGGCGAUGAUGGCCGGCCGGCCUUCGUGGCGGUAAAAUCGAUUUGAUUUCUCAAAGUCACGCCAACGGGAAAUGCCUACGUCCGGAUGCAUCCGGACAAAAGCGCGGGAAGCGAGGGUUUCGUCGGACGGACCUCGCGCGUGGCGCGAAUCUCUUCAACCUGCAUGAUUUGUUAACGCUCGCAAUCAAUCUUCGACUAUCGUAAUUCGAAUCUGGAAAACGUAUAAUUAUCGUGAGAGAGAAACUAAUUUAAUCUACAGAAAUUAAACAACUUAAUCAGCCUGCAUUAAUAAUAUAAAUACAAUUAAAAGAAAUGUCAAGCACAUCUCUCUUCGUUCGUUUAGAAAAGAGAAUGCGUAUUGAAGAAAAAUCGGGCUAGUUAAGAAUCUCAUUACGAUAGUCGAGGAUUAACGAUGGAGAGGCAAAAAGAUGCGAGGUAUAGCGUAAUCGUUGGCAAUAAUAUUCGAGCUAAGGGGAGGACAAAAGUGUGCGGACAAAGAGGGACGAUCGCGUCUCGUCUGUGCGAUAAUACGAAACGCGUAUAUCACGAUUAGACGUAACGAGAACGACUUUAUCGUAUACUUUAUUAUAUAAGGCAGAAUUUGUAGACGAGUUUAUAUUAGGCCGAUAUCGACAUCGCGAUCCUUAUCCCGUACAAUGGAUGAGAUGACAAUUGUCGCGUUCGAGUUCUAACAACUUGGAAUGAAAAUCCCGCGCGCGUUUCCAUCUUUUACAGAAAAUAUCGAAGACUUUUAUGUUAGCCGGAAGAAGAUUGUAGACGAAGCUACAUGUUGCCUUCUGUUCGAAAAGCCAGCUGUACCAUUUCAUUUCUCUUCCUAAAUCUCUUCGCGAUAAUUUCUUUCCUCGAAAUCAAGACAUCGUACGAUCUGAGAGACUGUCAACGCGAGGAACAUCAAGGAGCGAUAGUUGUAUAAAAUCAAAAUUUGUCCAUCGGCCAAACGUGCCAUUGGAUGCGGAAGUAACGUAGAGAUAAAUUCAUGGCAAUUUUACGCUCCUCGAUUCCUCGAUUGACGCUCGUCACAUUCCAAGCGCGUCGAAAUACGCGGCAAAUCGAUACUUAAUAUUAGUAACGGAAUGUUUAUAUAUCGUAGCGGAUAUAAGCGCUAUCCGAGCUAGAGGAUGAGUAGCAUUUUCGGUUCAUCUGCUGCGAGCUUCUUAGAAAUUUUCAGAGGGCGACGUGCCUUCUUUUCUCUUCUCGAAUGUGUACAAUAUAUCUUCGACCGCAUCUCGGAUCUCAUCGACUCGCGCUUGACAAAUAAGACGAGAGAUAUUUAAAAAAAAAAGCUUGAGCAGUUGAUUUUAUCGAGUCUAUUUUUAGUAGUUUUGUUCAAGGACUAAACAGAUAAUGGGAAAAGAAACGAAACUUACAAGAGAUUAUAUUACGCGAUAUGUUUUGCGAUCUGUAAGAAAAAGAUAAUAGAUAUAAACAACAAAUCAAAUAAAACGUUACGAUCAAUGUUA